AUGGGCCGCAACAAAAAUAAAGCGAAGAACCCCCAGGCCCGUCCCACCCCACAAGCCAACCCCGUCGAAGGUGCCGGCGGCGGCAACCCGCCUGCUGGCACCGAUGCCAGCAAUGCCACCCCGGCAGCCGACCCCGUCGAAGGUACCGGCGACGGCGGCAACCCACCUGCUGGCACCAAUAGCCCCAACCCUCCCCCCGGUGGCCCUACGGGCGAAGACUUUCAGCGCGCGUUACGGGCGGUAUGCGUCCUGGCGGAGGGCAUGGUCUUUAUCCGCUAUGAGGUCACGAUCGUUUCAUCCACCGUCGCUGCCAACAACAACCUGCUCAGGCGCCUCCUCCCGUCGGUGACGACACCCCCCGUCCCCGAAUACCCGUCUGUCCCAGCCGCUGCCGCUGCCGCUGCGCCCCCGCAGCCCACGGAGCCCGCGCCAGAGGCCGACUUCGUCAACAUCAGCAACCCGCUCAACUUCACGGUGGAAGUGGUGGGAAGGAUGGAGGCGGUCAUCACGGUGCGCAAGGCCCAUGGAUCGCCACCAGCUCCUUGA
Molecule: messenger RNA, 546 nt
Organism: Apiotrichum porosum
Lineage: Eukaryota; Fungi; Basidiomycota; Tremellomycetes; Trichosporonales; Trichosporonaceae
Exons: 2
Coding region: 1-546 (181 amino acids)
Source: RefSeq, a predicted model, not a curated record